This is a messenger RNA of Balearica regulorum gibbericeps (East African grey crowned-crane), 2289 nucleotides long. The record is from RefSeq and is a predicted model, not a curated record. Lineage: Eukaryota; Metazoa; Chordata; Aves; Gruiformes; Gruidae.
AUGGAGAACUAUUUCCAAGCAGAGGCAUAUAACCUCGAUAAGGUUUUAGAUGAAUUUGAGCAAAACGAAGAUGCCGCUGUUUCACCUACUCUAUUGGGUGCAAAGUGGAAUCAGAUUCUAGAUCCGCCUUCUCGUUGUCUGUCAUUUAACCCGACUGUGGCCAACGUGAAUGAAGCUACAACGCCUAAUGAAUGUCAACAGAGACUAAAGUCUUUCUCCUUGUCUCAUUCAGUGACUACACCAACAGGAGGAGGGGAUCACUGUGCUAAUGGAAAGGAUUUUAGCAUAAGCCCAGAAACCCCAAUCAUGUGGAUUGAUGAUCAGGCAGCAGCAGAUGAUCAAUUGAUUAAAAGAAACAGUAAUCGGGAUGAUCAGUGUAACACUGUGGAAACGGGAGAAAAGAAAUGUGGAAAUAUAGCUUGCUUGCCAGAGGAGAAAAAUGUAUUAGUGGUGGCAGUCAUGCAUAACUGUGACAGAAGAACACUACAAAGUGGCGAUUUGCUGGAUUGUAAAAAUUACAACAGUCAGUCCUUAAUGGACACUAUUAGCUUUACACUGGAUAAUGAAAACCGACAAAGUGAUCAGUUUAGUGUUACUGUAAAUGGUUCCAUGGAAAAAGAUAUAGAUACAGAAAAGCAAGUAAAUCAGCUGUGCACUGAAGAUGACUCUGUAAGUCAUUUGAUUAAUGCUUCAUCUGAAAGCCUGACGGUUGCAUGCCCCUCUUCUGGAUUAAAGGAUGAUUUUAAUAUGAGUAAAGAUUCACCAUUUUCAGAAGCUACAACUGCAGGGAUUAACGCAGUGACUCUCUUACAGAGACCAGUUGAUGGUACCACUAAAAUGCAAGAAAAUUGUGCAUCAGUUGAAAAUUUUACUGGUAAAGCCAUUCCUCAGAGAACGGAUCUAGAAGCUAAAAACUCUUCUGAUUCAAGUAAUGGAAGCUUAAUCGUAGAACAGGAAACAACCCAACAGUUACAGUCCAGGCUGUCUGGGCUCACCGAGACUUGUCAGCCGGACGUGGCUGGAAGUGGCAAUUACAAGGAAUGUGUUGCAGAACAUUUCGCCCCUGAGGUUGUUAGUGCCACUGAAAGUGAAGUCAUUGAAUGUGAUAAAAAUCUUGGCACAACAGAAUUGCUCAGCAUGGCAGAGUGUUACCCUGAAUCUCAGGAGAUCACUAAUUGGGAACUGACAAAAUUGAAUGAAACUCUGGGAGAGAAUGGAAGACUUUUGCAGACGAAACAGCCUGAUGAGACAUGUAGUAAUAGUAAAGAAGGUGGAGAUGGGAUGAUGGAGGCAGGCAUAGACUUAAAAGGGACUGGUAUAGAUGAACUUGAAGGGUCCAGUCUCUCUGAUGUGAUGGCUACAUCAGCAGCAAGCUCUCUGUCUAAUGGUUGUGAUUCCUAUGGAAUGCAGAACCCAGUUGUUGCUCAUGUUCCAAAGACUCUACCCUCCAAGGAAGACUCAGUAACAGAGGAAAAGGAGAUAGAGGAGAGCAAAUCAGAAUGUUACGCUAAUGUUUAUGAACAGAGAGGAAAUGAGACAUCAGAAGGGAGCGGUCUUAUUUUAAACAGCACUGGUGACCCCAUAAAGAAAAAUUAUUUACAUAAUCUUUGUAGUCAGGUUUCAUCCAUGCAAGGGCAAACUUCACCAAAACCAGUGACUAAUCUGCAAUCUAUCAGUGUUCCUUUUGGUGGUGCAAGACCUAAACAACCUACAAAUCUUAAACUGCAGAUUCCGAAGCCAUUGUCGGACCACUUACAAAAUGAUCUUGUUCCCCCAAAUUGUGGAGGUAAUAGUAAAAACAAAAAUGUCUUUGGUAAGAUGCAAUUAGGGGAUACAGCAGAUGCGUUUCCUGGUGAAACCUCUUUAAAUGCCUCUGUUACUGAUACUAAUGGGGAACAUUUGGAAGAGUAUGAAUCUGGAGUCUCUAGUAGUCCGUGCCUUGCAGUAGCCCCAGAUAGUCCAGAUAAUGAUCUCAGAGCUGGUCAGUUUGGAGCUCAAGCCAGAAAGCCUUUUACAACUUUGGGUGAGGUGGCUCCAGUUUGGGUUCCAGAUUCUCAAGCACCAAACUGUAUGAAAUGCGAGGCCAGAUUUACAUUCACCAAAAGAAGGCAUCAUUGCAGAGCUUGUGGGAAGGUUUUUUGCGCGGCAUGCUGUAGCCUGAAGUGCAAGUUGCUGUACAUGGAUCGAAAGGAAGCUAGAGUGUGUGUAAUCUGCCAUUCAGUACUAAUGAAUGGUAAGUGGAAAGAGAAUCUGAGAUGCAGUGCUUCACUUUGUGUUGAGCUGCAGUGA